AUGUCUGUUCGACCUGAUUUCAAAGUUAGUAACUCUACCUUUCUUCUUACUGGUUUUCCUGGACUGGAAAGGGACUAUCCCUGGCUCUCCAUCCCCUUCUCCUGUAUCUAUGCUAUGAUAAUUUCAGGGAACUGCCUGGUAUUGCAUGUGAUCUGGACUGAGCCAAGCCUGCACCAGCCCAUGUUCUACUUCCUGGCCAUGCUGGCCCUCACUGACCUAUGCAUGGGACUGUCCACAGUGCACACAGUACUGGGUAUCCUAUGGGGGCUCGGUCAGGAGAUUGAUUUGGAUGCUUGCAUUGCACAGACCUUCUUUGUUCAUGGUUUAUCAUGCAUGGAAUCUGGAGUUCUUCUUGCAAUGGCUUUUGAUCGCUUUACAGCAAUCUGCAAUCCUCUGAGAUAUACAUCCAUCCUCACCAAUACCAGAAUCAUCAACAUUGGUGUGGCUAUUCUAGGUAGGAGUUUCCUGUUCAUUACUGCUCCCAUUGUCCGCCUAAAGUUCUUCCAUUACUGCCGCCCCCACAUCCUCUCCCACUCUUUCUGCCUGCACCAGGACCUACUCCGUCUGGCCUGCUCUGACAUCCGCUUCAACAGCUUCUAUGCUUUAGCCCUGGUCAUCUGCACUUUGUUUUUGGAUUCAGUGCUCAUUCUCAUCUCCUACAUCUUGAUUCUGCAUUCUGUCUUGGCUAUUGCAUCCCAGGAAGAACGGCUCAAGUCCUUGCAGACCUGUGUCUCCCACACCUGUGCUGUCCUGGUUUUCUAUAUUCCGAUUAUUGGUCUGACCAUGGUGCACCGUUUUGGGAAGCACCUCUCACCUGUGGUCCAUGUCCUCAUGGGCAACAUCUAUAUCCUUUUUCCACCCUUGAUGAACCCCAUUAUCUACAGUGUCAAGACCCAACAGAUUCGUAGCAGAAUCCAGAGAUGGUUCACUAAACAGAGUACUAGAGGUUAA
Messenger RNA from Phyllostomus hastatus (greater spear-nosed bat), 951 nucleotides. Its product is annotated as olfactory receptor 51V1-like. Gene Ontology annotation, molecular function: G protein-coupled receptor activity; olfactory receptor activity. The transcript has a single exon. The record is from RefSeq and is a predicted model, not a curated record. NCBI's taxonomy places the organism in Eukaryota, Metazoa, Chordata, Mammalia, Chiroptera, Phyllostomidae. Bases 1 to 951 code for a protein of 316 amino acids. Gene Ontology annotation, cellular component: membrane. Gene Ontology annotation, biological process: G protein-coupled receptor signaling pathway.